This is a messenger RNA of Fragaria vesca subsp. vesca, 1722 nucleotides long. RefSeq names its product protein COBRA-like. The record is from RefSeq and is a predicted model, not a curated record. Gene Ontology annotation, biological process: cellulose microfibril organization; plant-type cell wall cellulose biosynthetic process. The transcript is spliced from 6 exons. Lineage: Eukaryota; Viridiplantae; Streptophyta; Magnoliopsida; Rosales; Rosaceae. Gene Ontology annotation, cellular component: plasma membrane. Bases 39 to 1385 code for a protein of 448 amino acids.
CACCCAAGAAGUUGAAGACAGAUAUUCUAGCAGAAAAUAUGGGAUUUCUGUUGUCCAAGCUAACCAGUUUGGUCACUGUUGUGCUGUUUGGGAUUGGUUUCUGCAGCUUCUUCACCUCAACAGAUGCAUAUGAUCCGCUUGAUCCUAAUGGCAACAUCACAAUCAAAUGGGAUAUUAUAAGCUGGACCCCUGAUGGCUAUGUUGCUGUUGUUACGCUUUUUAACUUCCAGCAGUAUAGACACAUUCAAGCACCAGGCUGGACAGUAGGAUGGACAUGGGCAAAGAAGGAGGUAAUUUGGAACAUGGUGGGAGGACAAGCCACCGAGCAAGGAGAUUGUUCAAAAUUUAAGCCAACGCCGCCACAUUGCUGCAAAAAGACCCCAACCAUUGUUGAUCUACUCCCUGGAACUCCAUACAAUCAGCAGUAUUCCAAUUGUUGUAAAGGGGGAGUGCUGAGCUCAUGGAUGCAGGAUCCAUCCAAUGCUGCAGCUUCUUUUCAACUAAGUGUAGGUAGAUCUGGAACCACCAACAAGACAGUUAGGCUUCCGAAAAACUAUACCUUAAUGGGACCUGGGCCGGGGUACACUUGUGGUGUUGCAAAAGUUGUCAAACCAACUAAAUUCUUUACUGCUGAUAAAAGAAGAGUCUCUCAAGCCAUGAUGACAUGGAAUGUGACAUGCACAUAUUCACAGUUCCUGGCUCAGAGAGCUCCUCCUUGCUGUGUCUCACUGUCUUCCUUCUACAAUGACACAGUAGUUCCCUGCCCAACAUGUUCGUGUGGCUGCCAAAACAACAUAACUCAUCCUGGAAGCUGUGUAGUGCCAGAGUCUCCUUAUUUGGCUUCAGUUGUAUCAGCUGCUGAUAAGAAUUCACCAUUGGUUAGAUGUACUAGCCAUAUGUGCCCGAUUAGAGUUCAUUGGCACAUCAAGCAGAAUUACAAGGAAUACUGGAGAGUGAAGAUUACAAUUACAAACUUUGAUUACAGGAGGAACUAUUCAGAUUGGAACUUGGUUGUCCAACAUCCAAAUUUUGACAAUCUGACUGAAGUGUUCAGCUUCAAUGCAAAGUCCUUGACUCCGUAUGGAACCAUAAAUGAUACUGUAAUGCUAUGGGGAAUCAAGUUCUUCAACGAUAUGCUGGUGCAAUCUGGGCCUCUCGGUAAUGUGCAGUCGGAGCUGCUUUUCCGGAAGAAUCCAGCCACCUUCACUUUUGACAAGGGAUGGGCGUUCCCUAGAAGGAUCUAUUUCAAUGGUGAUACUUGUGUAAUGCCACCUCCAGAUGCCUUUCCACAUUUGCCAAAUGCUGGUUUCCGGCAGUAUGUUUCUCUGCUUACUGUGAUCAUGAUUUCAGUAUCAACAUUUGCAUUCACAUAUGCUUAUGCUUAGACUCUACUCGCAAAUGCUUCAAAUCUAAGAUUUUAAAAGGGAUUAGUUUGACCUUGAAUUCACAAAGGCCACUUAAAGAUGUGCAUUUACAUGAAGAGCUUCCACAAUGAAAUUGGACGUAAGCAAGUGUGCAGCUGAUGGUCAUUUUUGGACUACUUAAGGGUGCACCUUAGCUGUUCUGAUGUAUAGAUUUAUGUAGCAACUCUGCUGAUUGUAGAUUUACCCUUCUAUGUUGUAAUUGUGAUUGUAUAUCAGCUACAAUGUUUCAGAAGGAUUUGAAUAUAUGGUGGAAAGACGAAAAAAUGAAGAAGAAGGAUUUGGAUCUGAUGAUAUUAUG